Messenger RNA from Daktulosphaira vitifoliae (grape phylloxera), 2278 nucleotides. RefSeq names its product U3 small nucleolar RNA-associated protein 15 homolog. Gene Ontology annotation, molecular function: protein binding. The record is from RefSeq and is a predicted model, not a curated record. NCBI's taxonomy places the organism in Eukaryota, Metazoa, Arthropoda, Insecta, Hemiptera, Phylloxeridae. Gene Ontology annotation, biological process: rRNA processing; positive regulation of transcription by RNA polymerase I. Bases 178 to 1710 code for a protein of 510 amino acids. Gene Ontology annotation, cellular component: nucleolus. The transcript has 9 exons.
UUUGAUAAAAAAAUUCAAAACUUCAGUACUUUGUUUAUCCAUAAACAAGGAAUUAUUAAAUCUUAAUUUAAUUGGUUAUGCUAUAAAUACUUUCUGUGUGCUUAAUUAUUUUUUUUCAUCAUGACUCUUUUGAAUUAAUUUUUAACAAAACCAGUAACAAUUCUAAACGCUUUUAUUAUGACGUCGUUUAAAAAAUCUUUUGUGAAACCGUUUGCUCACACUACCGAACAAUACACUGUUGAAGAUUCAUAUUGGAAAAAAUUAACUAGUCCAGUUUUAGUUAAGGAGUUUGGUCCAAUUGAUUAUGUCCAUUUUUCUCAGAAACUGCCCUAUCACUUUGCCGUGUCAUGCUCAGCAAGAGUUCAAGUUUAUAAUCCUGUAACUAAAGUUGUUACUAAAAAUAUAAACAAAUUCAAAGAAGCAGCUUAUGGUGCUUCAUUUAGAGCAGAUGGACAAUUAUUGUGUGCAGGAGGUGAAGAAUCAAUUGUUAGACUCUUUGAAGUGAAUACUAAAUCUAUGCUUAGACAAUUUAAAGGCCAUAAAGCCGCUGUUCAUCGAACUUUUUUUACUAGAGAUGGGUUACAUAUUGCUAGUUUUUCUGAUGACAAAAAUGUUUCUCUGUGGGAUAUUGCUAGUCAGCACAUAAGUGGACACUAUGAAGGCUAUCAUACAGAUUAUAUUAGAGCUGGUUGUGUUUCCCCAGUUUCAUCUAAUAUAGUUGUAUCUGGUGGUUAUGACAAAAAUAUAAAUGUGUUUGAUUCAAGAACUAAAUCUGUGUCAAUGUCUGUUAAUCAUGAAGCACCCGUUGAAAGUUUAAUGUUUUUACCUUCUGGCAGUUUACUUAUAUCUGCAGGUGGAACAGAAGUCCGAAUAUGGGAUGUUUUAGCUGGUAAACUAUUAGCUAAACUCACACAAAAUCAUAAGACUGUAACUGCUUUGUGCAUGGCUAAGAAUGGUUCAGCAAUUGUUACUGCAUCAUUAGACAAGCAUGUUAAAAUUUAUAAUGUUUCAUCUUUCCAAUUAUCACAUGAUAUAACAUACCCAAGUCCAGUACUUAGUAUAGACAUAAGCAGAGAUGAUAAAACAAUUGUAGCAGGUACUGUAGAUGGAAUAGUUAAUAUCACUAAACGUGAUACAACAUUAAAACAUAAUUCAGAAAAUAAGAAACGUUUGGCUAGAUCUGAAGCUAUUGUUCAUUCUGAUGGUAUUAAUAUGACUGUACCUGUUAUGCAGCCUGACCAAAUGGCCAAGUUUGACAUAGCACUAAGAAAAUUUAAUUAUUCUCAGGCUUUAGAUUUAGUUUUAAUUCAUGCUAUUGCUUUUAAGAAACCUCAUGUUACAGUUUUUGUUUUUGAUGAACUGUGCAGGAGAAAUGGAUUGGUUCAAGCAAUAUCUAAUAGAAAUCAAAAACAAUUAGCGUUUUUAUUGAACUUUAUUGUUCGAUAUAUUGGUGUCCGAAAGUUAUCAAAGACACUAACUCAUGUUGCUUCAACUAUUAUUGAUUGUUAUUGGGAUAUAUUUGAUAGUUGUACCUUCGAAGUACGUGCUUUAUUGAUUAAAUUACAUUCUGUUGUUGAGAAUGAAAUAUUACUAACAAAAAGAUUGCUGGCUAUUGAUGGAUUAGUAAAGAUGUUACUAAUAAGUUCAGAAGUUGUACCAGAUAUUACAGAAACUCAAAAAAGUAUGAAGUCAAUAUUAAAGAAUUCAUGAGAAAUAUGUGUUUAGUGUAAUUUAUUUUCCAAUAAUUUCAAUGGCAAUAAAUAAUGUUUAUUAUUUCUAAACUUCUAAAAAAUUAUUAAAUAAUCAUCAAUGACAUAAAAGCAUUAUAUAAAAUUAUUUUUGUUAAAAGUUAAAUUGAAACUAUAUUUUCUUAAUGUAUUGACAGUAUUUUUGUAGAUUUUUUGUUUAUGUUUUUAGUUAAAUGUAUCAAUAUUAAUUUUGAAAAUUAAAUAUGAUUGUGAAACCUAGAAAUGGUUCCAUGUGACCCUUGAAACCUGUCAUAACAUUAAUUUUUAUUGAAAAAUGUUAUUUCAUAUUUAAUUUAAAUAUAAUUAUUUAAAUGAUAAUUCUAAAAAAAAUUUUAAGGUAAUCUUUUUUAUGUAAAUAAUUAGUUUAAAAUUAAUUUCCUAUUUUAAAAUAUUUUUAAGUUUUUUAUUUGAGAAAAGCUUGAGAAGUGUUUAAUUAAUAAUACUAGAAAUAUAAUUUAUAAGCAAUAGAUAUUUGAAUAGUCAUAAUAUUAAGUGUAUUAAUACACUUAUUAGUUAAUCAGACCUACUUG